GGGCUUAUGAUGAUUCUCACAUAAACAUAUGAUAGGAAGAGAAUGAACGCUCUCUUUUAGAGAGCAUGAUCUCAAUUUCGAAUCUGAAGCUCUCUUAUUUUUUUGGUUUCUAUUGUUGCGCGACGGUCUCCGAUUCUUCGGCAAUAUCAUAUAUAAUCUUGUGUCCCAUAACAAGAUCGCAUAUCACGGAUCUUGCGCAUGUCUUAGGGGCUACCCUUUUCUUUGAGAUACCGCACAUCUUUAUGUUAUUAUAUGGCAAUUUUUCAACGAGCUGGGCUGUCUGUUUGGAAGUGUUCCUGCCUUGGCGUCUUUCGAAUCUUGUUUGGCAACUCUUCUCUCCAAGCCAAAUUAAGCACUUCGGCAGGUAUAUGCGAAGCUUGCUGGUCCGGCCAGAAUUCGUGGCAAAGUCUCGUGGCCUGAUGUGAUGUUUUAUUAUGACCCUAUGACUUCCCAAAGGUUGAUGUUUUGUUUUAACAUUGAUAGCAAAAAGUCUGUUAAAUUGGAGGUAUCGUGGGCGCAGAGGUACAUUGGUCUUGACCCAUAAGGUAAAAAUAAAUGCGCAAACUUCGCGCUCUUGACUUCAUCCAAGAGUUUGUCCCCCAGUGCAUCAUGGACGAUGGGUCUGCAUGAUAAUAAUGUAUUGUGUUCAAAUG
This is a messenger RNA of Fusarium oxysporum Fo47, 653 nucleotides long. RefSeq lists its product as uncharacterized. The transcript has a single exon. The record is from RefSeq and is a predicted model, not a curated record. Lineage: Eukaryota; Fungi; Ascomycota; Sordariomycetes; Hypocreales; Nectriaceae. The annotation marks the transcript as partial.